Messenger RNA from Clarias gariepinus (North African catfish), 1505 nucleotides. RefSeq names its product transmembrane protein 150C (gene tmem150c). Bases 335 to 1078 code for a protein of 247 amino acids. The transcript is spliced from 8 exons. The record is from RefSeq and is a predicted model, not a curated record. NCBI's taxonomy places the organism in Eukaryota, Metazoa, Chordata, Actinopteri, Siluriformes, Clariidae.
GAGCUGUCAAAGCGGGUGAGAGAGAAUGGAAUAUUUAAAGAAAGACUUCGUGAGUGUGAAUCCACCCUGCAGUCUGUAGGAUUUUUUGUGUGUGUAUUUGUGUGAAGGAUCUGGUGUGCACUCGUAUCAGCCGUGUUGUAACAGGAAAGCCAAUAGUGCAUUAAUACCGUGUACAGACAUCCUGCCUCUUCUCUUCUUCCCAACCGGACCAGCAGAAAGAGAGAGAGAGAGAGAGAGAGAGAGGGGAGACGGGUCUUCAUCAAAUGAAGAGGAGACGAGGACUGCACACGGAACUGAAGUGCACUUAUCACAAGGUCAAGCUUUAUUAAUAACCAUGAGGAAGUGCAGCCCUUGGACGUUUCUGCCUAUUAUGUUGUCUUUCUUCACAGCCGCAGGCUUAUGGGUUGUCUAUUUUAUAGCAGUGGAGGAUGACAAAAUCACACCACUAAAUUCUGAAUAUAAGAGAGCAUUUUCAAAGUCUCCUCCAUAUAUAAGCAUCGCAGGUGAUGCUCCUCCUGCCAGCUGUGUUUUUAGCCAAGUCAUGAACAUGGCAGCUUUUGUGGGCUUCAUCCUCGGAGUCCUCAGAUACUUGCAGUUGAAGCCAAGACUAUGCAAACCCUGGCUUAAUAUCAUCAGUUUGGUAGCUCUGUCCCUGGCCUGCUUCGGUAUGACGUUGGUUGGGAAUUUCCAGUUGUCAAAUGAUGAGGAGCUCCACAAUAUUGGCACAUCCAUGACCUUUGGCCUAGGUACACUCUUUUGUUGGAUCCAGUCAUUCAUGACUCUAAAGGUCAACUUGAGGAACGAAGGCAGACGAGCUGGCAUACCCCGCUUCCUCUUGUCCGGGGCAGUCACUUUGUGCAUGGUGCUUUACUUUGCUCUAAUGGCCCAGCGUCUGCACAUGCACGCCGCUCGGGCACAGUGGGCACUGGUCAUGUUCUUCUUGACGUUCCUGGGGUCAUUCGCUAUCGAGUUCCGUCACUACCACUUCGAGAUCGUGUGCAGCGAUGACCAGGAGCCUCCAAUGAGCCUGUCAGAGACCUUCUCUGAGGUCUCAGAGUACCAAUCAGACCAGCUAUAAGACUCUCCGGGUUCUGUUUCUUCAGCAGAAUUACCGCAACCUCCAUCAUUUAUUACCCUCAAUAAUAAUGCAUGUUUAUAAUAACGAAGUAUGUUUCUUUUCUCGCAGGUAUAAUACAAAAAAUAUGAGAAGCACAAACAGACAUCAUGUCUGAAUUAAAGCAAGUUUUUUGUAUCGCAGGUGCCACAAAGUGUUUUACAUGGAAGAUGUGUGUGUAUAGAUAGUAAAGGUACAUAUUAGAUUUGUGACUAGACAUCAUUUGUAGCACUUGAGAAAGACACCUAAUCAUCUACAAGAGAAUAAGCAUAAAUUUAAAAAGUAGGUCAACGUCUGAAGUUUAGUUUUAAAUAUAAACACUAGUUCUUUGCACAUUUUAUGCACAUUUUUUAUCAAGAUCAAAAUAAAAAAAACUAAAAGUGUGGUGUAU